AUGUCUGUCUCACAGAAUUCUUUCCGAUUCAUGAUAUUCAUUCUUUUGUUUUCAACAUGUUUUGCUUAUAACGAAUUCGCCUACUCCGGUAAACUUCCAAAACCGUCAACCGUUCCCCGAAAUCGUCGUCAAUUAUGUGGAUGUACUGGCUGUUCUUGUCCAACAUUAGGUGUUGUCCCAAUCGCUCCACCCGUUCCUCCAAUCCGUCCCCCAAUGCUUCCUUCAGCUCCCUUUCUUCCCGCUCUCCAGACACUUCCAUUUCCCUAUCGAGAAUGUGUUCCCCCAUGCAUCGCUAAUUGUCAGACUACAUGUGCAACCACUCAAUGCUUUGAAUUGUGCCCCGAUCUCUGCCAAGAACAAUGUUAUUACCAAGGAGGACCGAUUGUCGGAAAUUCUGUCAUUCCUCCCCCACCUCCAACUGCAAUCUAUCCACCAGCAAUUCCGGGACCUCUUCCUUGCGGAGAUUGUCUACCAACUUGUCAACAAAGAUGUAUCACCAAUACAUGUAUGCAAAGAUGUCCAUCGAUUUGUGCCAAUUGUAUUCAAUCACCGGCAAUGCCUCCUCCUCCACCGCCGCCACAACCAAUCGCUUCAAUAACAAAAAUCUCGUGCACUCAGUGCAUCAGAUCGUGUCGAGCCGGUUGUGAAACUGUUUCAUGUUUUCAGAGGUGUCCGUCCGUUUGCACACAGUGUGGUGGAAUGGGAAUGGCCGGUAUGGUAGGGAUGGGAGGGAUGAAUGGAAUUGCUGGCAUGGGCGGAAUGGGUGGAAUGAGAGGAAUCGCUGGUCCAAUGUCCGGCGCAAUGUUUCCACCAAGUGUACAGAUUAGCAUUGAAAGGGAGUACGGCCCACAGGGAUCGAUGAACAUUCCCGGGCCAAUUCCUGGCCUAUCAGCUGCCACCGGGAAUGGAGCAAUUCCAAUGACGGCUGGGAGCUUCGAGUUCCCAAUCACCAUCGCCUGUUCAUCUUGUCCCGGUCUUUGCGCUCCUCAAUGUGGAGCCGGUCCACAAUGUAAUGUUUGCGAGGCAACAUGCAGAGAAAGUUGCCUCCCUCCACCAACAAUCCCACUUCCUCCACCCGAGCCUUGUGUGAACAAUUGUCGUGCUAGUUGUAUGCCCUCGUGCGUGAAAACAUAUACUUUGACUGAAUGUGAGACAGUUUGUCACGAGACUUGUGUUCAAACGUGUUCCCGAUCUGUCUAUCCUUGUCCAACGGUGCCGUGUGGAUGUUAUCAAGGUUUCACUCAAUGUGCUGGUGGUUGUUGUCGUUCU
Mesorhabditis belari is the source of this 1269-nucleotide messenger RNA. The record is from the annotation of a GenBank genome assembly. NCBI's taxonomy places the organism in Eukaryota, Metazoa, Nematoda, Chromadorea, Rhabditida, Rhabditidae.